Neohortaea acidophila is the source of this 606-nucleotide messenger RNA. RefSeq lists its product as uncharacterized. The record is from RefSeq and is a predicted model, not a curated record. NCBI's taxonomy places the organism in Eukaryota, Fungi, Ascomycota, Dothideomycetes, Mycosphaerellales, Teratosphaeriaceae. The coding region runs from base 1 to 606 and encodes 201 amino acids. The transcript is spliced from 2 exons.
AUGGCCCCGAGUUCCUUGUCCGACACAAUCGCCUCUUCGGCCAAGGUUGGCGUGGCUUGUGGAGCCGUUGGCUUUCUCUUUGGUGGCACCGCUGGAAUUGUCAAAGGCGUCCCUCCAGUCCUCUUCGGUGGGGUGUCAGCAUUGCAAUCAUUCGCCCUAGGCGCAACCUACUGGAGCUGUCGCAGCACCAUUCUCCACGCAUGGACUCCUCAGCACCAGACUCCGUCGGAUCUGAUCAUAGCCAGCUCCAUCUCCGGCGGCAUCACAGGAGGCGCAGUGGGCUUGCUCACGCGCGGCCGAUCACAUGCCAUUCCAGGCGCAGUCAUGUUUACUCUGUUCGGUUUCCUGGGCCAAAUUGGAUACAAUGCUUUCACUGUUGAGCGUGUCGCCGAUGUCAAGACUGGCCCGGGCUUCUGGAAACGAAUGAGCGAGAAGAGCUUCAGUCCGGUGAAGAUCAUGUCGGAUCAGGAGUAUGCCGACAUGCUCAACGACAAGAUUCUCAAGCUGGAUGUGGAGAUUGCUAUUCUUGAUGAUAGGAUAGCCGCGUUGCGAAAGGAGCAGCAGGAUGAUUCUGACCAGAAGCCAUCGGUUGGAGCAGAGAAAUGA